This is a messenger RNA of Exophiala viscosa, 1868 nucleotides long. Its product is annotated as outer membrane protein. Bases 206 to 1753 code for a protein of 515 amino acids. NCBI's taxonomy places the organism in Eukaryota, Fungi, Ascomycota, Eurotiomycetes, Chaetothyriales, Herpotrichiellaceae. Gene Ontology annotation, cellular component: outer membrane. The transcript has 2 exons. Gene Ontology annotation, biological process: protein insertion into mitochondrial outer membrane. The record is from RefSeq and is a predicted model, not a curated record.
AGUGCAGCCUUGCAAGUUGCAACGGCCUGUAAAUGGGUUAGCAAGUCACCAUGCCGCUUUUGCUGCUGGCCGCCGAUCGUGAACCUUGCUGUUCGAAGGUAGCGAUUUCUAUACUGCAGCUUCCGGCGACAGAAUCACGCCUACAACAUAGUCGGCCUCUUUGCUGACGAUAAGUGGCCGUUCGCCACAGCUUCUCUCAGCCUCAAUGGCUUUGUCGGAGGAAGCUAGCGAGGACAACAUAUUCCAGCUUCUCAAAGCCGCAAAUCCGAGCGAACUUGAGCAACGGCAGCAAGCUAUUAACGAGAAAAUACACCGCACCUUUCAACUCAGCCAGCAGCGUCUAGCCGAACUGAUCGAUCAGAACUCGACCUCACCAACUACAGUCUCCUCGGUGACCGUCCUAGGGGCACCCAAUACUCGACAUGGUUUCCUCCAGAAAAUUGUCAAUCCGUUGUUGAGCGCAAACCGCGAUCGUCCAUACACGCAGUCUGAGCUUAUACACGAGGUCGCUAAGACCGCAGAUACGAUAAGGAAGUUCGGAAUCUACCAUGACCCCGUUUCAGUGUACCUGGAUAAACCUUCCAAGACCGACCCUACAACCACACCGACUGAUGUCGCCGUAUAUUACUCGGUAAAAGAGAGGAGCAGGGUGUUUGCGAAGACCGGCACCGACCUCGGAAAUGCUGAAGGAUCGGCGUAUGCCAAUGUGCAAUGGCGCAAUCUCUUAGGUGGUGCAGAGACCUUAGAUCUCAAUGCGUCAAUAGGAACGCGGACACGGUCUUCAUACCAGGCUACACUAGAUACUCCGGUACUGAGCAACCCGGAUUUUCGCUUUCAAUUGGGUGGUCAACAGAGCGCCACACAAAAAGUAUAUGCAAGUCAUGAAGAAGUGCUAAAGGGCGGUUGGGGCAAGCUACGAUGGUUAUCGUCAGGAGGAACCAUGAACGAGUUCGGCUAUAAUGGCAUCUGGCGGCAGGUGACUGGCCUAGCGCAAAACGCGUCCCCAACUGUGAAGAACGAAGCUGGAGAUUCCUUCAAAAGCAGCAUAUCACUUAUGCGAACAACUGACAAGAGAGACAAUCCUAUGCUUCCAACACGGGGAUACUAUGCGAAAUCCACAACAGAAUUAGCGGGUUGGGGCCCUUUACAAGGUGACGUGUCUUUCCUCAAGACCGAAGUUGAGACACAAACUGCACUUCCGAUACCAGUACCAGGAGUGAAAGGUGACAGUGGGAUUAGCUUCACAACAGGACUGCGUGCUGGGCUGUUAUAUCCACUGGCACUAGGAUCGAAUCGAAACCCAGAAAUGUCUCGCAUCAAUGACAGAUUCCAACUCGGCGGGCCGACAGAUGUUCGUGGGUUUCGACUUUCAGGCUUAGGACCUCACGAUGGCCCGGAUGCGGUCGGUGGCGAUAUCUACGCAGCGGGUAGCGCAAAUCUGCUUUUGCCUCUACCAAAGGUCGGAAAGGACAAGCCACUUCGGUUUCAAGCCUUCGUCAACGGAGGAAGACUUUUGGCACUACGAAGUCCGGAUAAAGAGGGCGCAAUGAGCAGCGAUGAAGUCAAGCAAAGCUUCUCUAAUGCCAUUACGGAGCUAGGGAACGGACUGCCUACCAUCUCAGCUGGCGUUGGCUUAGUUUAUGCUCACCCUGUGGCACGGUUCGAGCUCAACUUCUCCCUGCCUCUGGUUGUACGGAAGCACGAAGAGUCCAGGAAAGGUGUCUCUUUCGGGAUAGGCAUCAACUUCCUGUAGUAGUGAGACAAAAGUCUUUGUACAUCAUCAUGUCCAUUAGAGUAUGACGCAGUAAGUCUUCAGUAUUGUUCUGUUAGGUGUUUUGCGUGCGGGCCAGGGGCAAGGCUGCGGCAAG